AUGAGUGAAGAAAUACAGGCUAUGAAAUAAUUGGUGCCUUAAGUGGAUAAGUUAAAGACAGCCAAGAGUGAAUAGUAAUAUGAAGCGAUUCUGCAAGCAUUAUAACGAGUGGAGUAGUAUAUGGAGGAGACUGUCACCGCAGAUGGUCGACAAUAUUUGCCAGAGUUAGUAAACAUAUGUGUGAAUUUCGUCAUCAAUCAUAAAGCUUAUCCUGAUAGAGUGCUUUUCAAUAUAGAGUCAUUCAUAAAGUGUGUGUUGAAAUACAUUUCCAAUAAUCUCUAAGAUGAGAAGGUAAGCUAAAUGUUUAGGACCAUAAUGGAUCCGUCUCGUAUGAUAUAUGAGCAUAAUGCACAUCGUACUGAAUGGCAUGAUCAAUUCAUUAAAUAUUCUUACUCUCUCAAUCCUCAAUAUAAGUAAUUCAUCGAUCAACUUUAAGAAGGAGCUUACGUAGAUUGUCUGCGCAACUGUCGUAGCACUGCCAGAUUGAAUUGGUCAAGAGGAGUGGUCGAAGAACGCACUGAGGAUAGCAUAAAGGUUAGAUAUUUAAAUGAGCAGUCCGUCAAACAUAUUUACAAUAUAAGAAGUGGCAAUCUCAUGCCAUACAGGACUCGAUCUCAAAGAUUAGAUCAAAUGUUCAAUCUUUAAGUAGGCUAGGUGAUCUUGGCAACUCAAUCAGAUAAAUGGGUGUUGAGCACCAUCUAAGAGCGCAUAGAGGAUCAGGAUAUUGAGCAAAUUCUAAAAUACAAUGUGGCAUUUCGAUUUUAUACAGAGGAUGGAAAUUCCAUAGACGAUGGAACUCAGAUGAAAUACAUUGGUUAUAACAAAUAUCAUGACGAAUAAAUAACUGCAUGUCAUCCUCGAUUGGCACUAUCUGGCGAUCACAUCGUAAGGAAAUUCAAUUCAAUUGAAUAAUACAUUGACGAUAGUUAUGAUAUCCUAUAUGAAUAAGACUAUUAGGAGGAGAAGUUCCAUGCCAUCUUGAGACCUAAGCAAUCAAAGAGUUUCCUUUUAAUUUAAUUCAUCAAUUAUUUUGGUUAUUUUGGAGGAUUUGAAAAGAUACUCAACAUCUAAUCAGUGGAUAUUCUAGCCAAUUACAUGUCUGCUAUUGGCAACAUUCAUGCUUAAUUGUUCAGAUCAUUCUGUUAAGAGUAUGUUCCAAAAUUGCAGGGAUUGAGAUAAACUCUGCUUCAUUCGGAUGAGCAAACCCUGAGAAACAUGGGAAGAGAAAAGAUGAAUUUGAUUAUCCAAGCCUUUAAAGUACUCUUGGAUAGAAUUAUGAGUGAGGAUCAAAGGAGAGAAUGGCUUUAAAAGUUGAGUUUGGAAUUUGUGUAGGUUUGUUUCAAUUGCAAUUUCUUGGAUAAGAAAAUUAUGGGAUUAAAGUUAUUGACUGAUAUGUUGAAGUAAGCUAGUCUUGACAAGUGUCCCUAAACUGUCUUGUAAUGGAUUGAUUCUGAGAACAUCAUGGAGACAUUGCUUCAUCACAAUACGCAUCUGCAACUAUUGGAGAGAACUAAAGAAUUGAUUAGAAUUUAUUUGAACAUCGAUAAUGCAUUUACUGCCAAACAUAUGUCUAUGAUCUGGGAUUUGAUGUAGUAAAAUGAUAAUGAAUUGAGACCCAUCAUUUUUAAAUUGAUAAAUGAAAUUGCUUUUGCUAUGAGAGAUUAUCAUGUGAUUUUCUUUAUGGAACAAAUCAAAUAAUUGAAAGAGGAUUAAAUAUUGAUUGAGCAUGUUUAAUUAUUAUUUGAGAUGAAUAGAUAUUAAAUUAAAAAUUAAGAAUUGAUUAUUAUGACAAUCGAUAAUUUAUGGAGAAUAAUCGAAUAUGCUGGUUCAUCAUAAAAGCAGGCAUUAGAAGAUAAAUCAAGGUCAUAUCUUUGUGAUUUGAUCAAGAAUCUAGAGAUUAAAGAAAUUAAAGUUUAAAUGGUUCAGAAAUUGAUGUCUAAUAUAUAAUAAAUGAAAGUAGAGAGUUCGUCAAUCAAAACAUUAUCUCAUUUAAUAUGUUCAUUUCCAUCAAAACAAUAGCCAUAAUAAUAACCACAAUUACCAGCUAAUAAUGUAGAAACCUAACCUUCUUAAGUUAUGACUUACCCAUUUGUGUAGAACAAUCCCAAUCUUAUGCUUACAUAGAAAAUCAAAGAAGAAAUUGAAUAAUCUACUAACACUGAAAGCAAAGUGGAGGAGAUCACAUAAGAUGAAUUUGUGAAGGAGCUUAUCCAACAAUCUAAUAUACAUCAAAUAUUAAGAUAAAACAUAGAGAAUCUUCGUAUUUCAAAUAGAGUCAUUAAUGCAGAGAACCUAUAAGAAACAGCAAGAUAUAUGAAUAAAUUAUAAGAAAGAAUUCUAUUGAUUAAAACUUUAAUUAAAAUUAAUGGCACUGCUACAGAUAUCAUUGAUCAAUAGUUUUUAGAUCUGAUUUGGAAUGAGUUGAUUUUGAGACCUAUUUGUAAAUAGGAAUGCGACAUGGCCAGUAAUUGGUUAAGAGAUUUAGUAGAGAAAGAUGAGUAAUUCAGUCAAACUUAAUUAGAUACAUUUUACAGUCGAUUGUUGAAUUCAGAUUCUCAUCUCACUGAAAGUGCAUUCAAUUGCUUUUAGGCAAUAUUGUACUAUAUAAAUUAAAAACAGCAUCGAUUACAUAGACAAUAAUCAAACGUGAAUUAAAAUUGUGAUCAAUAUGGAAAUGUGAUCAGUAUGACCAAUACAAAUGUAAAUGAAAACGACUAGCAAAUUGAAUUGUCUCUACUAGCGGAUGUGAAUUAAAUUAUAGGAAUUGAAUAUUUAUGGCACAUAGUGUUUAAUUCCCAAUUGGAUAAAGCAGUUUAAUUGUUAGUGAAAUUGAAUUUAUCACAAUAAGAACAAUUCAUAGACAGGAUCUUGGAUAAGAUGGAUUGUACAAACGAAUAGACAAUACUUAAAUGCUUGGAAGUUCUGAGAAAUUUAUUGAAUGAAACUGAAACGAAGGGUGUUGGAUCCUUGCUUUCAUUGGAUGGAUUAGUGAAAGGUGACGGAUUUAGUAUCAAUAUCAUAAAUGACAUGGGAGAUGGAGCUCCUAGUAACAGAACAACAAUAAAGGUGUAUUCUAGAAUGACUAUGUUUGAAUUGAGAAGAGUGAUAGCAAAAGAGUUAUAAACUAAUUGGGAAUAGGUGAAAUUAGUCAGAAAUGGGGUGACAGUGUAGGAUACAGAUAAUGGUAAGACAUUGAAACAGAUGAAUGUCAGAAAGAGUGAAGUGAUAAAUGUGUACAGAAGAAAGACAAAGCCAAUUCCUUAAUUGCCUUUGGUUGAGGAUAACAAAUUAACACCUAAAUUUAUUAAAGUCUUGCAUAAGUUGUUUGAGUUGUAUUCAACAGACGGUAAGAUGAGUUCAGAGCAAUUGUCGAGUUUUGGAGUGAAGGCUGCAAAUGAUGAGAGUUUUAAGGAUGGAAGGAAAAUCAAGGAAGUGUGGGUCUUGUAUGGAGAAUAGAAAGGAUAUUUAGCAGUUGAAAACUUUAUAUCUUUUUAUGAGGAUUGUUGUAUUUAAUAAAAGAUCUCGUCUAUAGUUUGGAAGAACUUGCAUUCAUUCGGUUAUAAGAAUGAUUUAACAUUAAUAGAUAAUGAUGAAAUUGACUUGGAUGAACAGAAAUUGCCUCGUUAUCAAUUGGCUCACAAUGAAAGAUUCUAUAGAUUGAUGUUUCACUUCAUUAAUCAAAGUGAUGAGGUUGCUUAGGAAUGUUGGAAGUUAUUGUGUUCUUUGCCAGUUUUUGAAGCAGCCAAAUAACGCAUACUUAACUUUGAAGAUUUCACUAAGGAUAGAUCAUAUCAAUUAAUAUAUUCAAUCAAAAUUAUAGAACAUCUUUUAUACACUGAAGAAUAUUGUAGAAACUUUGUUAAAUAUGGAGGGUUCAAAUAAUUGCAAUUCAUUUUAAAUAAUUUAGAAUAAGAAGACACUAAGAUUGUUAAAUUGGUGUAAUGCCUGAUUUUGAAUAUUCUCAGUCGACACAUAGCUGCUUAAUUCCAACCCUAAUUCAAGAAUAUCUAUCAAAUUCAGCAACACGUUAAACAACCAAUUUAAGCAACAUUUGAUAUCAUCGCAUAGAUAAUUGAUGGCACUUACCCUUCAUAAUCUGACAAUAAACCCGUAUUGAGAGUGAAGGAGACUGAAGAUUUCCUAGAAUUAGUCAAGUUUAUGGAUGGCUUAGAUGUACAAAUAGAUUAUGUUGAUUUACUAAAAUACAUCAUCAAAAUGCAAGUGGAUAUCGCUGAUGAUAGAUUUAUAAUAGAAUUUGCUUUAAUCUUAAUCACAACCAUCGUUGGAUUCAAUCUAGGAGAUUGUUAUGAUUACUUUGUUUCUUCAAUCCAAUCAAUAAAGUAAAGGUACGAAUAAUUUUUGUAUGCUCCAAAACAAUUAUUAAUAAGAAAGUUUGCAGGAAACUCUUUGUAUUUGAUUUUCAAAUGUUAGAAUCAAUUGGGGAGAACUCUGAUAAGUAUGUUGAUUGAAUAAUUCCCAAAAAAUGAAAAUAAGGAUUCUUAAUCAUAUUUCGAUUUAUUGGCAAAGUUGAUUCAGGAAUCUAAAUACAGUGAUAGGCAGUUUGCAGAGAAUAUCAUUACAUAGCUAAAAGAAUAUGAGCCAACGGAAUCAAGAAUUGGGUUGACAUCAGAUAAGACUCUCACAGGUUUGCUGUCCAUUUUAGAAAGUUUGAGUAUUGUGGAUCAAAGUAUAUUGACAUAACAAUUGAUCAUGUACUUAUACCAAGUUCAUUUAUUUUGUUUCCAUUUAAAUACAUUUUAACUUACUCCCUAGAAGUAACAUACUCCAGAUUAUGUGAAGAGCAAAUCUCCCGAGAGUAGAAAGAUUGUUUAUAGAAUAAUAAUAUUGUAUUUGAAAUAGAAUUACAAUCCUGAACUGUUGGAUUUAAAUAUAAUCAUUUACCAAAUCAUUAUUUUUAGUGGAUUUGACAUAAAAUUGAAUCCCAAAACAUACCACGGUUUUGUUGGCAUCCGAAAUUUGGGAUGCAUUUGUUACAUGAAUGCCAUGAUGCAGCAAUUCUUUAUGACUCCAGAAUUCAGAUACAGUAUGUUGAGAGCAGAGGAUGGUGGUCUAGAACAUCAAAUAGAUGAUAACUCUAUUCACCAAUUCUAGAGAUUACUUGCUUAUUUAGAAUUGAGUGAAAGACCCGAUUUCAAUCCUCAACAUUUUUGUUAUUCUUUUAAGGAUUACGAUAAUCAACCAGUCAAUGUAUCCUUAUAGUAAGAUGCUUAAGAAUUCUUAAAUCAGUUUUUUGAUCGUCUGGAUAAUUAAUUAAAGAAUAAAGGUUGGCAACAAUUUAUUGAAUCCAUUUAUGGUGGGUAGACUUGCAGUUAAAUGAUAUGUAGUGGAUGCAAAAAUAUGAGAGAGAAAUUUGAUCUGUUUUACACUCUUUCAGUAAAAGUCAAAGGUGUUAAAUCAAUCCAUGAAUCCUUUGAAAGCAUGAUUAAUGGAGAGGUCAUCAAAGAUUACUAUUGUGAAUAAUGCAAACAAAAGAAUGAUCUCAUCAAACGUCAAUGUUUACAAACCCUACCAAAUGUAUUGAUAGUACAUAUCCAAAGAAUUGUAUUCAAUCUAGAUAUCUUCAUGAAUGAAAAACUAAGCACUCGUUUGGAAUUCCCACACAAUCUAAAUCUAUAAUAGUAUACAAGAGAAGGAUUGCUUAACUCUGACAUCAAAUAGCAAUCAUAUUACUAAUACAAAUUGAAAGGAGUUGUAGUUCACAAAGGAACUGCUUUAUAUGGACAUUAUUAUAGUUUGAUUAAUACCAAGGAUGAAAAGUGGUUGAAAUUCAAUGAUUCUGUGAUUGAAGAUUUCGAUGUGAAAAGAUUACCAUAUGAAUGUUACGGAGGCAAAGAUACAGAAGAUGGCCAGGACUUUCAAGAGUCUGGCAGUAGUACUAAUGCUUACAUCUUAGUCUACGAGAGAAUCCAGAAAGAACAAGUCGAAUUGAAAUUCGCUGAUCUACAAUAAAAGCAAGAGAUUAUGCAGAAAUUCGAUAGUGUCAUUUAAGAGGAGAACAAUCAGGAACUUACAUAUAAAUUAGAUUAUAAAACUAUGACAUAACAACACAUACCAGACUCUUUGUAUUAGGAAAUUUGGCAUGAUAAUCACAGAUUUAUGGUAGAGAGACAUGUUUACAGUGAGGAGUUCUUUAGGUUUGUUAAGGAAAUUGGAGAGGCUUUUCCAUAUCCUAAGGAUUACACGUUAAUCACAAAUCCAGAAUAGGUCCCUUAGUAUUUUGGCAUUUACAAUAAUUAUUAGGACCUACAGGGAACUGAAAAUAUUCAAUUAUUGCUAUCCAAUAUGACAUACACAGCAAUAGAAUUGAUUGCUAGGUCAUCUGAUCAUUCCACUAUCAAAAGUUAUGUGCUUAUCAUCAUGAAUCUCAUUAACAUAAUACCAACAGGUGCUUUUUAUGUUUUCCGACAACUGAUAGUCGAUCGUCAAUAGAGAGUAUUUAAUGUAUUAUUGUGUGCUCCUGAUUACACUAUUAGAUAAGCUAUCCAGCAAAUCCUCUUGCAUUAUAUAAAUGUCAUGGUUUACAUUCAUGCUCUUUAAUUGAACACUGAAUUACUCUAAGUUCUAUAGCCAGAUAAUUCAUCAGUAAGUUGCGAUCAAGUUGUGAUGAGGUUCUUAUUAGAUCUACUACAGAAACUAUAAAAUGAUGUUGCCAAAAAUCCAACUAAAUUCACUCAAUAUUUCACUUUUUGGAAGGAUUUUGUCAAAUCAUCAACAAUCAACGUCAAAUUUGCUAGUUAAAUAGAAUUGGUUUCAAUUUUUGCGGAUUUCUUUAUGGAAAAGUAAUCUCCUUAAGGAUUACAAAAAACGUAAUUUUAUGAAUUCAUCUCUGAGAAGAAAAUAACAAUGGCAAGCAAAAUGGUUGUCCCAUACUAUUCUUAACUUUUCUAAUGCAUUUACUACUUAUUGUAAGACCAGCAUUAUGUGUUAUCAAAAAAUGAUAUGAUUUGUCUCCAAACCUAAAUCUUUUAUAAAAGAGCGUUGAUAGAAUGUCAGGAUUUCGAAACAGUUAAGCUGAUCAUCUAGAGAAUGGUAUUCGAUAAUGAACCUCUAUCUAGAUCUGUGAUUGAGGUGUUAAUUGAAGAAAUCAACAAAGCCAACUAUGAAAUUAUAGGGUAAUUCUUAGGUCUAGCCUACAAUCUACUUAACAUCUAUGAUUCUUAUCAAUAAGAGCGUAUUGAAUGGUUACUUGGUUUUCCAGAACCUAAUUAUCAAGACAAAUACACAACAGGUUGCUCAACCAAUUUAUCUUAUCAAAGCAUACUUUACUAAUCUCAUAUCGGUUCUCAAAAUGAUAAUCUUUCCAUUUUGAAUUUAUUAUUUGAGAAUUAAAAGAGAUUUUAAAAUGUGGCUAUCCAAAUGAUGAAGAUGGUUCUGGCUGCUGCUAAUGCAAACAAAUUAGUAUUUUCUUAUUUGGUUAAUCUACCACCCCCAUGUUAUUUAUACUCCAAAUACACAGAUUGGUUUGAAGGAUUCCUGAAUGAAUUUUUGGAUGAUUGUAAAAAGUAUCCAGUGAUAGCAACAACCAUCUUUUUCAAUAAACAAAAGGAAGUUGAAGAAACAUUCCAAUUCUGGCAAUAAUUUAAGAACUACUAUUCUUAAGUUACAGAAAUUGGCUUCUAUGAUUCCAUUCAACCAAUCUACAUCAUAGGCAACACAAUCCAGACAGAACUAGUUUCAAGUGUCGUAUAAGUAGAUGGAGUCAUCCUAGAGUGUUAUGAAUCCACUAUCCAUUUUGCUGAAUCUAAACCUACUAUGACAACCAAUAGUGUCUUCCCAAGCAACAUAUUAUAUGAUAACAUUUACUUGUAGACAGUGAAAAUAGAUGCUUCAUCAAAUAUCCACAACCUUAUCUAAAAGUAAGGAUCCUUUACUAUUCCAAAACCUCCUCCUCUUCCAAAAAAGAAGGAUGUAAUUGAUGGAAUUGAUUUUGGAACUGAUGCCAAUCCUACUGCCGAAUAAAGCAAGGCCGAAUAAGAUUCAAUGAUGCAACUAUCUCAGUUCUCAAUGGAAUUGGAACACAUCGUAGAAUCAAAUAAGUAGAGUGAGGCUAAUAAUACAAUCCCUCUUGUCUAAUUUGGAGAGACCCCACAAUAACUGAUACACUGCGAUGUAGAUAUUCAAAUUGCUCCAAUGCUGAAGAGAUUCAUGUUGAACAAUACUACCAAUCAAACCCUACAUAUAACCUAUUAGAUUACCCUUGAUCCAGAUAUUAUGGUCAAUUUUAAACAUCCAGCUAAAAUUUGCAAGGUUGUUCCUCCUCGUACUACUGUUUACUUGACUACAAUUAUGAAGACAAUCCCUUCCAUGGAUUGGGGAAUGUUCAUUGAAACCAUGGACAUUAAUUAUAAUGAUUAGACUAGCUCUGCUCCAUAAUAAUAAGCAAAGAAGCAAGUGAGAAUCGAUGAAGAAGUACAAGUCUUCAUGCCCAAUCUUAAACCAGAAACAGGAGCAAAAAUGGAUGAUCAAAUGCAAUGUCCAGUUUGUACAUUCUUACAAUCAAAUUUAAACCACUUUUGUGAAAUGUGUACUUUUGAAUUUAAGUGA
This is a messenger RNA of Paramecium tetraurelia, 8565 nucleotides long. RefSeq lists its product as uncharacterized. The record is from RefSeq and is a predicted model, not a curated record. The transcript is spliced from 6 exons. Gene Ontology annotation, molecular function: protein binding; cysteine-type endopeptidase activity; cysteine-type deubiquitinase activity. Gene Ontology annotation, cellular component: cytosol; nucleus. NCBI's taxonomy places the organism in Eukaryota, Ciliophora, Oligohymenophorea, Peniculida, Parameciidae. Gene Ontology annotation, biological process: protein deubiquitination.